GUGAAGACGUGUUUAUUCACAGAUUUCAUACAAGUUUAAAUCCUAUAUAUGUGGAUAUUACAAACAUGUUUUCAAAAUAUCUUAAACUGAAUUAAUUUAUCAGUUUUUCGUAUCUUAAAAUAAAUUAAAGACUGUUCUUUCGCCGAGCAUAUAUGCAGUUAUCAUAAAUUGAUGAAUCAGAAUGGGAUCUUGUUUGUCACGGAUAAGGCGCCAUGGAGUAAAUGACGAACGGACAACUAUAUGGUACACUGGUAACACUGGAGAACAAACCGUUCAUGCAACAAACCCCGACGGCUCUACAGAUGCACGUUAUGCUGAACAGGCCCGUCAAACAACGUCAAAAAGCAGUCGCUUCGGACGUUUCCGAAAUAUUUUUAAGCGUAAACCUUACAAAGAACUUGAGGACAACGGUGAAGAGAUGAAAGAAGAAAAAAAACUUGAAGCAAAGGAGCUGUCCUUGAUAGCCGAAAAUAUUGGACAAAACUGGGAAAUAUUGGGAUCACAUCUUGGAAUAAAUCCAGCAACAAUAGACCAAAUUAAAAUGGAUCAUAGGUCAGCAAGGAUGCAGAUUUUCUAUAUGCUAUUAAUAUGGCAACAACAGUAUGGACCUGAUGCUACACUGCAAACCCUAUUGUUUGCUAUGAAGGACGCAGAGUCUGUGUAUAUCAACUGGAAUGGCAUUAAAGAUAACAUAGCUAUGGCAAGAGAUAUUGGCGACGUUCCAAGGGAAAAAACAGAAGAAGAACGAACUUACGAAACCCUCAGAAAGCAACUUGAGGACGAUUUGAUUAUAUUUAACAGAAUCCAACACAGAACUAUUUCACUUUCGCCUCUACUGGAAGAAAAGGACACAGAUCUUCUUGACUUUUAUGUCGUGCCAGAAAUGAAUUCUACUGAAGUACAUAAGUAUGGUAUACAUGAUAAUGAAAUCCCUAAACCUGUUAGGUCUCUAGAAGACAUAUUCGAUGACAGCGAACGAGGCCGGGAAAUAUAUCUGACUGCUGAUGCAGGAAUCGGGAAAACAGCUUUUUGCAAACGACUUGCUGUCAUUUGGUGUUAUGCACAUUCACCUGUUGAUCAUAAUUUAGAGCACUUCACCAAUGAUGAUUUGAACGUUAUGUUGAGUUUUAGAUUUUUAUUUUUGGUAUCAUUAAAAGAUUCAAACAAUGAAUAUUUUAUAGAUGACAUGAUCUUUCAGCAAGUAGUAAGCCAGUUAUCCCAUUCAUCGAAAUACACAAAACAAAAUCUACAAGACAUCCUCCAUCAAGAACGCUGUCUUGUUAUACUAGAUGGUCUAGACGAAUGGUCAUAUCAGGGAUUGCAUCAUGGAAAUGCACGAGUAAAUGUACCACGCCGAAACGCACGGGAAUGCUGUACUAUACUUACCACAACAAGGCCGUGGAAAUUAAAUUUAGUAGAGCUGAAAGAAAGUCAGAUUGACAAAAAGGUAGAACUUAGACAUCUUAGCAAAAAAGCAACACGGGAAUUGAAAAUAAAUGCAAUUGCAAAGAUCAAACGUGUCCGAAAAGAUGAUGCCAAAGUCGAGUUAGAAAAGUUUGACUCCGAGAUAGAAGAUAAAGGAUUCAAAGGUCUGGAUAAAAUUCCACUUUUUUUGUUGUAUCUUCUAUGUUUAUGGUGCAAAGGGGAACAUUUAGGGCGAUCGAAAUGUGAAUUGUAUGCUAACAUCGUAAGGCUUCUGCUUUUGCUUAGUGAAGAAAAACAUAGAAAUAUUUUCCCAUUUGAGUUGCGACCUGAAACAUUACAAGUUUACAAAAGCGAUCAGGAAGAUAUGCCUAAAAGCUACAUUUCACAAAUCUAUUCAGAAAAGUUCUAUCCGUUCCUGAAAUCACUAGGGCAAUUAGCAUUUAAAACACUAUUUGCUAGGUCUGGAGAAAAAACUUUAGUAUGCGAUUCUGUACUUCUUAGAAUAUAUAUUCCAGAAAAAUAUUUGAACUUCGCUCUUUCUUCGGGAAUAUUAACACAGAGUAAAGUAUAUGAUGAACUAUUACGACGAGAGUCAAAUGUGUCAUUCGCGCAUGAGAUGCUCCAUGAAUUCUUUGCUGCUGUUUAUAUGCAGUCUAUAAAAGAGCGUGAUCUUGUUGAUAAAGCAGCUAUGUCUUCAUGCACAUCAAUUCAAAAUGUACUAGAACUGUCAAAUGUAUUUGUUUUUCUCAGUGGGAUGAAUCCUGAUACAUUAAAAGCUCUUUCGAGCCUUGUCAUGGACAUUUUGUCCCAAGAUGCUACAGUUCUUGAUUACAGAUGCACGGCAUAUUACUCUGACUACAACACGACUGUUUUACCGCUGAAUGACAUACAAGACAUGUACAUUGCAUGUAUGAAUGAAAACCUGAAAAACAACUGCGGAAGUUUAAAUAUACUUUUACAAGAUGUUAUAAUUGACAGCGACUGUAAUAAUGAAAAAUAUUUGGUCGUUUUAAAAAAUCUGAUAAAAAUGAAUGAACUAAACAUCAAAUCAGUAUUUAUUGACCUACGGCAGAUGCCUGACUUGUAUACUGAUUUGAAAUGCUUCGGAUUAGAUAAAUUAAGUAAACUUGACAAACUUUUCUUUAAAGGGGUGUGGCCCGAAAGUUACACAAGUCGGCUUUUAUCAGGAUCUUGCCGCUCAUUGAAAAGCUUUACAAUUAUGUCAGAUGAUACAGAUACCCCAAACACGCACAACACAUGGACAUAUACAUUAUCAAAUAUGCUUAGUCGUAUGUGCGAAUUGCAGGCUAUAGUCCUGGACUGUUUCAGUAUACGUCACAUUCACAUAGAGACACUUUUAAGAUAUCUAACAGGUAGAACAAGAAUGACAGAGAUACUUCUAUAUAGGCUUAACUGUUCUGACGAUAAAACCACGUGUAGUGGCUGCGAACUAGAUUUGUCCAGGCAUGAGGAUAUGAAGGUGCUAGCGCUACAUGAUAUACCUUUGUCAAAAUUGCAUUUAAAUGUUUCCUCGUUAACUGUUUGCGAAGUAGGGCAAUUUUCAAAUGCCGCCAUUGCUAAAGAAUAUUUUAGAAAUCUUCGAAAAGUAAGUAAAAUUGAAACAUUUACUUGCUUUGAUUUAGGAUCUUCAGACUGCAUCAAAGAAAUGCUGCAAACACUGCCUUACCUACACAGGGUGAAAGAUGUCAGGAUCUCGGGCAUUAAUCUAGGAGAAAAAGAUCUGCCGCUGUCUCCACUGAUGUCGAAUAUUGAAUCCGUUCUGUUGAAUAAUGUAAAGUUGUCAAGCUCCUGUUUUCGUGAUCUAGUUUUGAAAGUUCAGAAGUAUAAACAGAUGGUUACAGUGGAACUCAAUGACUGCCAAGUAACACCCGAAGUCGAGUAUAGAAAUGUGAUGUCAGAUAUAGCGACAUCAGACACAUUUUUAUUAAAUUCGGAUGAAAGAAAUGCGUUGAACAAGCAUAAAGUAUCUUUUGACAAACUUCUAUCAGGUGACUAAACAGGGUAGAUUUACUUCAAUAAUCAUUUCUAAAUGCCUAAAAUAUGGACUGAAAAAAGGGUAAUAUAAUCAAACUUUCGAAUGAUAAGUUCAAAAUCGAAAAAUGACAAUGGUCAGUGACAAAAACAAAGUUAGGAGACAUGUUCUGAAUCAGCGAAAUAGUCUUUCAAAGGACCAUACAAAGAUUACAGAACUAAUGGUAUAUAAAAAUUUUUGGGUGUGGACUUAGCUAAUCUAAGAUGUAAACAUGGACGGAUAUGUUUACAGUCUGCCUUUCGGUGGUUAAUGUUUUUGUUUGUUAUUUUUUUUUCUAUUUUCAGCGAAUAAACGAAAAGGAUUACCAAU
Mercenaria mercenaria is the source of this 3787-nucleotide messenger RNA. RefSeq lists its product as uncharacterized. NCBI's taxonomy places the organism in Eukaryota, Metazoa, Mollusca, Bivalvia, Venerida, Veneridae. Gene Ontology annotation, biological process: signal transduction. Gene Ontology annotation, molecular function: protein binding. The transcript is spliced from 5 exons. The record is from RefSeq and is a predicted model, not a curated record. The coding region runs from base 182 to 3442 and encodes 1086 amino acids.